Panicum virgatum (switchgrass) is the source of this 821-nucleotide messenger RNA. Its product is annotated as protein SODIUM POTASSIUM ROOT DEFECTIVE 2-like. Gene Ontology annotation, molecular function: metal ion binding. The record is from RefSeq and is a predicted model, not a curated record. The transcript has 4 exons. NCBI's taxonomy places the organism in Eukaryota, Viridiplantae, Streptophyta, Magnoliopsida, Poales, Poaceae. The coding region runs from base 180 to 641 and encodes 153 amino acids.
GAACACUAUAAGUUGUUAUGAAAUAAAAAGCAACACUAACAACGAAGAAGCAUUGGCACUGGCUGUGUGAAUAUCCUUGUAGGUUGCCUGUUGCCUAUAUAAACAAGUGACUUUAUAUUGUGACACCUCUGGCCAAACAAACGUCUUGCAGUUUCAGCCUGCGGGGAGAGGCCCCCAGAAUGGCUGCAAGAGGUUUCAGUUUCAAGAGAGUUUCUCGCUGGUUCCCUCGUUCCUCCGCUUCAGGUGGUUUGCAGGAAGAAGACGAGGACAGCGGCGAGAGGAGCGGCUUGCUGAGGAGCCACCUAGAUCGUCAGAUCGUGCCGGUCACCGAUCCCGGUGACACAACCAAAGCGCUAGCCCUGCAUGUGGAGCCAAAGACCGUGGCGCUGAAGGUGUCCAUGCACUGCCAUGGCUGCGCGAGGAAGGUCGAGAAGCAGGUCUCCAAGCUGCAAGGAGUUGUGUCCUUAAAGGUGGAGCUGGAGAGCAAGAAGGUGACCGUCGUGGGAGACGUUAGCCCCACGGAUGUCCUGGAGAGCAUAUGCAAGGGAAAUACUGUGAGGGGAAAACCUUUGAUCUCAGCAGAGGAGCUACUGGAAUUGGAGUUCUUUUCCUUUUCGCUGUCUUUUGGUUACAAUGUCUGAAAAGCCGAGAGAGAAGAACAAUCCAGAGCAAGAUCAUCACUGCGAUUGGAGAAUCUGCUGUCAUUAACACGAGAAGCACACAAGAUCAGCCUGAGAACAUCGGUCUUUUUUUUUUUCAAAUCGAUCGUAUGGCUUGUCCCUGUGAAACUGGCCCAUACAAGAUAAAAUAAAGGGACCAUA